AUGUCGUCCCCGGCGUCGACCCCCAGCCGCCGCGGCAGCCGCCGCAGGGCCACGCCCGCGCAGACGCCUCGAAGUGAGGAUGCCAGGUCCCCUCCCUCGCAGAGACGCCGAGGCGAGGACUCGACCUCCACGGGAGAGCUGCAGCCGCUGCCCACCUCGCCCGCAGCCGACCUGCAGAGCCCUGCCGCCCAGGACACGCUGUUCUCCAGCCCGCCGCCGCUGCACGCUUCUGCUAUUCCCCUUGACUUUGAUGUGAGUUCACCACUGACAUAUGGCACUCCCAGCUCUCGAGUGGAGGGAACCCCCAGGAGUGGUGUGAGGGGCACACCCCUGAGGCAGAGGCCUGACCUAGGGUCUGCCCGGAAGGGACUGCAGGUGGAUUUGCAUUCCGAUGGGCCAGCAGCAGAAGAUACAGUAGCAAGUGAGCAGUCUCUAGGCCAAAAACUUGUGAUUUGGGGAACAGAUGUAAAUGUGGCGACAUGCAAAGAAAAUUUUCAGAGAUUUCUUCAACGUUUUAUUGACCCUCUGGCUAAAGAAGAAGAAAAUGUUGGUAUAGAUAUUACUGAACCUCUGUACAUGCAACGACUUGGGGAGAUUAAUGUUAUUGGGGAGCCAUUUUUAAAUGUAAACUGUGAACACAUAAAAUCAUUUGACAAAAACCUAUACAGACAGCUCAUCUGCUACCCACAGGAGGUUAUCCCAACUUUUGAUAUGGCUGUCAAUGAGAUCUUUUUUGACCGUUACCCUGACUCAAUCUUAGAACAUCAGAUUCAAGUAAGACCAUUCAAUCCAUUGAAGACUAAGAAUAUGAGGAACCUGAACCCAGAAGACAUCGACCAGCUCAUCGCCAUCAGUGGCAUGGUCAUCAGAACAUCCCAGCUCAUUCCGGAGAUGCAGGAGGCCUUCUUCCAGUGCCAGGUGUGUGCCCACACCGCCCAGGUGGAGAUGGACCGCGGCCGUAUCGCUGAGCCCUGCGUGUGCGAGCGCUGCCACACCACCCACAGCAUGGCGCUGAUCCACAACCGCUCCGUGUUCUCCGACAAGCAGAUGAUCAAGCUUCAAGAGUCUCCUGAAGAUAUGCCUGCAGGCCAGACUCCUCACACCGUCAUCCUUUUUGCUCACAAUGAUCUUGUUGACAAGGUUCAACCUGGGGACAGAGUGAAUGUUACAGGCAUUUACCGAGCUGUGCCUAUUCGAGUCAAUCCAAGAGUGAGUAAUGUGAAGUCUGUCUACAAAACCCACAUCGAUGUCAUUCAUUAUCGAAAAACUGAUGCAAAACGUCUGCAUGGCCUUGAUGAAGAAGCAGAGCAGAAGCUUUUCUCAGAAAAGCGUGUGGAAUUGCUUAAGGAACUUUCCAAAAAACCAGACAUUUAUGAGAGACUUGCUUCAGCCUUGGCACCAAGCAUUUAUGAACAUGAAGAUAUAAAGAAGGGGAUCUUGCUUCAGCUCUUUGGUGGAACAAGAAAGGAUUUCAGUCACACAGGAAGGGGCAAAUUUCGUGCUGAGAUCAACAUUCUGCUGUGCGGUGACCCUGGGACCAGCAAGUCCCAGCUGCUGCAGUAUGUGUACAACCUGGUCCCCAGGGGCCAGUACACGUCUGGAAAGGGUUCCAGUGCUGUGGGUCUCACUGCGUAUGUAAUGAAAGACCCCGAGACGAGGCAGCUUGUGCUGCAGACUGGUGCCCUUGUCCUCAGUGAUAAUGGGAUCUGCUGUAUUGAUGAGUUUGACAAGAUGAAUGAAAGUACAAGAUCAGUAUUGCAUGAAGUCAUGGAACAGCAGACCCUUUCCAUUGCAAAGGCUGGGAUUAUUUGUCAGCUUAAUGCACGCACUUCUAUCCUGGCAGCAGCAAAUCCUAUUGAGUCUCAAUGGAAUCCUAAAAAAACUACCAUUGAAAAUAUCCAGCUACCGCACACGUUAUUAUCAAGGUUUGAUUUGAUCUUCCUCAUGCUGGAUCCUCAGGAUGAAGCCUACGACAGGCGUCUGGCUCACCACCUUGUCGCUCUUUACUACCAGACUGAGGAGCAAAUGGAGGAGGAGUUCAUGGACAUGGCAGUGCUAAAGGAUUACAUUGCGUACGCUCACAGCAUGGUCACCCCUCGGCUAAGCCAGGAAGCCAGCCAAGCUCUCAUUGAGGCUUAUGUAGACAUGAGGAAGAUUGGCAGUAGCCGAGGAAUGGUCUCUGCAUACCCCCGACAGCUGGAAUCUUUGAUUCGCUUAUCAGAAGCCCAUGCUAAAGUGCGGUUUUCAAGCAAAGUUGAAGCAAUUGAUGUGGAAGAGGCAAAGCGCCUGCAUCGUGAGGCUCUAAAGCAGUCUGCCACUGAUCCCCGGACUGGCAUUGUGGACAUAUCUAUUCUUACUACAGGAAUGAGUGCCACCUCACGUAAACGGAAAGAAGAGUUAGCUGAAGCAUUGAGAAAACUUAUUUUAUCUAAAGGGAAAACGCCAGCUCUAAAAUACCAGCAACUGUUUGAAGAUAUUCGAGGACAAUCUGACAUAGCAAUUACCAAAGAUAUGUUUGAAGAAGCAUUGCGUGCCCUGGCUGAUGAUGACUUCUUGACAGUAACUGGAAAAACUGUUCGCUUGCUCUGA
Messenger RNA from Pipistrellus nathusii (Nathusius's pipistrelle), 2589 nucleotides. NCBI's taxonomy places the organism in Eukaryota, Metazoa, Chordata, Mammalia, Chiroptera, Vespertilionidae. The record is from the annotation of a GenBank genome assembly.